UGAAUUCUUCAGAUCCUCUCACGAGCUCAGGUGUCGUCUUUGAUGGACAGCCGAGUGGGCCAAUGAAAACACAACGAACGUCACCUGCAGCCGCGGGACGGAGGCGGGAUUUUUCGAGUCAGGUGCUUGGGAUUGGAGAGAGCGGGAGGCGCAGGUGGCGGAGCGGACAAGUGUCGUGGCGCAAAUCCCUCGGCAAAAGAUACCGGCUGUCCCAGUUGCGGUGCCGCGAACCAGACGUUGGAAUCCGCUUUCGGAGCCGCUUGGCCGUGACUGAGUCCCAGUUCCGCCGCUCCGAUGUCUGCCGAGCGCGACGUUGUGCAGGUCCCCGAUGACUUGGCGUUCGCCUCGUUCCGGGAGCAGUGUGAAUCGGUGCAAGGAUGGCAACAGAAGUACAACAAACCCGGCGUUCAAGUGUGGGUACAGGCCGCGUCUGAAGGAAAAGGCGUACACCGAAUCAAGUGUAGAAUGGAACUUAAAGAUGUAUCUGCAGAGACGGUGUAUGAUGUACUACAUGAUAAUGAGUACCGUUAUAAGUGGGAUAAGCAGGUCAUUAAGACUUUUGACAUUGCACGACUCACAGUGAAUGCAGAUAUUGGGUAUUAUUCAUGGAAAUGCCCAAGCCCCCUGAAAGAUAGAGAUGUGAUUACUUUAAGGUCAUGGCUUGUCACAGACAAAGAUUAUAUGAUCAUCAAUUACUCUGUGAAACAUCCUGAUUAUCCUCCUCAUAAAGAUCUAGUCAGAGCUGUCUCCAUUCUAACAGGUUAUCUGGUCCAGUCUACGGGUUCCAGAAGUUGUAAUCUUACCUAUAUGGCUGAAGCAGAUCCCAGAGGGUCUCUACCAAAGUGGGUCAUCAACAAAGCUUCACAGUAUCUGGCUCCCAAAGUUCUUAAACGACUGCACAAAGUGUGUCUCAAGUACCCAGAAUGGAAAGGGAAGAACAGACCAGACUUCAAACCAUGGCUCUACCCAGAACAGAAUAGCCUUCCAACCAUGAGUCUUGAUGUACUCUCUAUCCAGCAUGCAGAUUCACUGGAAAAUAUAGACGAAAGUGCCUUAUCUGAAGGGAAUGGUAGUGAUGAAGAAGGCUUAAGAGGCUGAAACCACAUUGCAUUAUUCCUUCAAUAUACUGUAAGCCCUUGGAGUUUGCAGGAAGAGGGAAUCUGCAUAAUUGGCCCUUAGAAUUUGGGUGGCAAAUUCUUACCAAUGGGUUAAUUUUGUGAUUUGGGAGGUAGAUAUUAUUGAAUCAAGAUUACUUAUACAAAGCAUCUGACAUUCAUACAAUAAAUUAGAUCUUUGCACUUGCUGUAGUUAAAUUUGUGAUUGAGCAAUUGAAAAUAAUCAAUCACAGUAGAUUUCCGGUAUAUCUGAAUAGGCCUCACAGUUAGAAAUAACUGGAUUAGUGAUGAAGAUGACUUGAAAAUUUAUCCUUUAAUGAAAGUGAAGAAUCGUUGAACUGCAGGCAUGGUGGGUCUCUGGUUGGGUGGCAUGGGAAGAGGUGGGGCAGAUGUAACAAUACUUAUGAAGAGCAUGUGACUUUUCUUUUUCUGCUUUGAAUUUUUUUUGAAAAGACUUAUUUUAAUAUACAGCAUCCUCCUUCCAAACUGGUUCUGAUCAUGAGAUGAUAAAUUUGUGAUGCAGAAAUGAGUACAUGGCUUUAAGCUUAGUUCUUAUUGCACAAUAACAAUGCUGCACAAUUAUGUCCAGCAAAGCCUCUUUUCUGCUGAAUCAUUGAUGGUAAAGAUGCACUAUAGUUUGAACUGCUUUCCAAUGAAAGGGGUGAGAAAGUAAUCCUAGAACUUGAGUUUUCAAAAUUAUCUCGGUUUCAUAAAUGUGACAAUACAAUUGUAGAAGGUUUAGAAACUUGUGUCCUGAUGUUGAAGGUGUUGGUUGGGUGUUGCAAGUUUGCAUCUUCUUAGUGAAGUGAGUUUUCUAGGUUAUUGGGCUGAAUAGCAGCACAUUGAUUCACUUCUUCACAUUGAUUCACUUCCUACCUUCCAGAAUUUAAACUUCACCACUUGAUUCCUAUUUUAAAUACUGGCUGCACUAUUUUUUAAAAAUGCUACAAACAGGCAGUUUUGUAAAUGAAGGGAGAUUGAAAUUGGCAGUGGGAAUUGGGGCUGAAAUUGUAAGUUCCCAUUUAAAUACAAGGCACAGAAAUAGAACUGAACUUAAGUGUAAGAUUAAAGGACACGAGCUGACAAGGUGAUAUUUCUGGUGAAUAGGAACUUCGAUAUCUUUUCAAGUUAUUGUCUUUGACAGAGUUACGCUUGUUUAAAUGGGGUUUGGUAGAUUUUGUACAUUACGCAUGGUGAGAUUUUGUGUGGCGAGCAGAUGUUUUUUAAAAAGAGGAAUUUUGAGUUUAUAAAGGGGUAGAUGGAUCAAAAUACUUAACAGUUUCAUUAGUAAAUACAGUAUUGCUCAGACUUGGGGGGUGGGGGGAGUGAAAAAUUAUGCUGACAAUGUUGAUUUUCAUUUUUUUAACAAAUUGAAAAACUGCCGUGAAUUAGUAUCCUCCAUGCACUAUCAGAGAGCAGGGCUCUAUGUCAACACUACCUCUGACACGACAUAGAAUUGAAUAUGGGACUGAUAUGUUAAUGUGGCCUGCAGCAUUUUUGUCUGACCUUCAGAAUUAAAAUUUAAAAGCAUCUUUAAAUUCAGAAGACUAUUAAGCCAAUGUGCUUGUAUUUGAUUAACUACUAAUUUGACUUAACAGCUGCGAGCUUAAAAAUUAUACUUAUAAAGCAUAAUCAAGAAAAUAAGGCAGAAUCUUCAUUUUCUUCCUAUAAUCUCAAAGAAAUUUUUGGCAUUUAAUCAUGAAGAAUGUAAAUAUCCAGGUGCCCCUUGAGUACUGGUGUUGGGUAUAUUGGUGAAGGAAAAAAUGGAAGUGCUAUUUUGAGAUCAAAAUCAUAGAAUUACAGUUGGAAUAUUUUUAAUAUUUUGUUACGUGAGCUUGUAUUUUUGUAACAAUUCUGGAUUCUCAAUCCGAGUAAAGGUAUGCAAAGUCUGGGAGACAUUUCACUUGUGCUUGUAUAAGCUUUCCACUAACAACAGAUAACAAUUUAAAUAACCUUUUUAAUGUUUUCUACUACUUAUUGGGAAUUUGUCUUUUCUAUUUAAUUGGAAUGAUUAUAGAGAGGCCCCCUUCACAGAAACGAGUUCCCUGCUCAAUUCAGUAACACUUGCAUGUCGGGAUACUGAAGAUAAGCCACCACACUUGGGGCAUUGCACAUGAAGUAUCAACAUUCUACUGCUUUUUAACACUUGUUUCAUUUGAGGUCUCUACAUGUUAGAAGAAAGGCUUUAAAAUAUUCUAUUUUUUGUGUAAAGAUGCUUGCUGAUGUUUUUUGUAAUGAAGUUCAUUAAAUUUAAACACCUUGCUAAGGUUGGCAUUUUAAAAUAGUGUUGUCGAUCAGGUGAAUCAUGAUUUUGUUCUACUGUUGUCAGUUAUGUGGCUGAUUUGUAUAUGAAGCAUUAAACCAACAUAAUUUAAAGGUUUACCAAAGCCCUUGUGAUAUUUACCUGAAAUUGAUAACACCAAGUAAUUAGUGUUAAUUCACCCAGUCUAGAAGUAAAUCAGCUAGAAUGUUAUUUUAAUGGUGCUAGGAGGUUUUUAAUCAUUAUAUACAAUCUGAAAAUGACACAUUGUUGAAAUCUUAGUAAUACUAAUUUAUCAUUAUUAAAUUAUUUCACUUUGUUUUAACAUAGCUUAUAAUUUUCUUUUGGGUUUUCAAGUCAAUGUUAAAUGUAUUGCUAGGGAAAGAAGAUGGAAGGCUGGCCUUGUUUUGUUGCAUUGAGUCUUUCAUGUACUGUUAGAAAGCUUUAAAAUUCUCUUCUGUACUUUAGAUUCACUAAUGCACUUUUUCUCCUACUUGUGUCACGAAAACAAAAUGCUGCAUGACUUCAGCAGUGUUCCAUUGCAACAGAUUUGGAGUUUUCUCCUCAAGCAUUUUACAGAAAUAUUUAAAUAGCCCAUUCAGUGCAACCAAGGCCAUCUCAUUAACUUCUAAUGGACUAUUUUGUAAAACUUGAGUUUUUCUUUGAGGAGGUAGAAUCUGCAACCUUCCAAUUAGCAGGAUCCAAACGGUGAUUCUGUAUUUCUUUUGAAACAUAUUUAAAUCUGUAAUAUUCUCUGUUCUAGCUGCUACAAUAAGAGAAUCUGUCAUAUACAUGCAUUUUAUUUCUGCUUUAAUACCUUGCUUAAAAUAUGCUGUGCCAAAAAAGAAUGUUGAGAACUUGUAUGUCUACUGUUCCAUUUUUUGUGUUUUUGUGCUGCCAUCUAAGUCAACCAUUUUGUAUUUAGGAUGUAAGAUGGACAGUUAGAAAUGAUAACGCCACCUACAUGUAACAGUGAAACUGGACUCUCCACCUCCUCUUCUUCCUCAAGAAAGGACUAUUGGAAGAGAAAAUCUCAAAUAUUUUCCACUUAAGACAAUUUUAGGUAAAUUUAGGGAACAAUUUUCAUACACUAUAAUCCUUUUCCAUCAGCAAUGGGAUGGUGUGGAAUUGUUCAGUUUAUAUAUUGACAAAAUUCCCUUGCACCAGUAUUCAUCUUCCUAUGUAUUAAUGAUUUUUAAGGUAUACAAUUUCUUACCAACCCACCGUCCAAGAGAAAUCUCAUAAAAUGAAGAAACUAAGCAAAGCAGAAUUGUGCAUUUUGCUGUUAGUUUCACAGCAUUAACGAAGAAUAUUUAUGGUAAACAUGUUUUGUAUGAAUGUAGUAGAUGCUCAUGUUUAUUUGGACAUUGAACUGUAAGGGUAAAGUUUAUUUUAGUUCAACCAUGAUUAUCAUUUAUUUUGCUAAACUAUAUUUUGUGUGAAGGUUAUCUUUUAACAUCAGAAACCUGAAUGAGCAAAAGGACCCUCAGAAUUUGAUUUCUUAAGUCAUUAAGUUCAAGUGGUGUAAGCUUGCCAAAGUGAUUUUUGCACAUUAUACUUUGUCAUACAAGCUGAUUUACCUGGGUUACAUUAAUAAAUGUUUGUUAAAAAUA
Messenger RNA from Hypanus sabinus (Atlantic stingray), 4988 nucleotides. Its product is annotated as START domain-containing protein 10-like. Lineage: Eukaryota; Metazoa; Chordata; Chondrichthyes; Myliobatiformes; Dasyatidae. Gene Ontology annotation, molecular function: lipid binding. The record is from RefSeq and is a predicted model, not a curated record. The transcript is spliced from 6 exons. The coding region runs from base 295 to 1098 and encodes 267 amino acids.